Labrus mixtus (cuckoo wrasse) is the source of this 2629-nucleotide messenger RNA. Its product is annotated as sterol 26-hydroxylase, mitochondrial. NCBI's taxonomy places the organism in Eukaryota, Metazoa, Chordata, Actinopteri, Labriformes, Labridae. Gene Ontology annotation, biological process: glucocorticoid biosynthetic process; C21-steroid hormone biosynthetic process; cellular response to peptide hormone stimulus. The transcript has 9 exons. Bases 142 to 1749 code for a protein of 535 amino acids. Gene Ontology annotation, cellular component: mitochondrial inner membrane. The record is from RefSeq and is a predicted model, not a curated record. Gene Ontology annotation, molecular function: oxidoreductase activity, acting on paired donors, with incorporation or reduction of molecular oxygen; monooxygenase activity; heme binding.
CUUUUGGAUAUGCGAGGCUAUAAAUAGACGCUGUGCUGCGAACACAAUCAGCCAUUAUCAUCAGCCUGCAUAUCACAGAGCCGCUCACCGGGACUGCACGGCUUGUGGAGAGAAACAGACUGCGUUGGCUGCGGUUUAAAAAUGUUCGGGAAAUCGCUUCUACAUUUUGGACUGCGGAGGAACCGUGAGCGGUGUCACGGGCUUCAGAGAGUCACCGUUAAUUAUGGGGACAUUCACCGUCGGGACGCAUCUUCUGCCGCCGUGAUGGGUGCCAACGUCAAACCGAAAACUAUGGACGAACUAGGCGGACCAAGUUUUAUGACCACCUUAAACUGGCUGUUUGUAAAGGGGUAUUUCCAAACGACGCAACAAAUGCAGAUUGAGCACAAAAAGAUCUACGGUCCUUUGUGGAAGUCAAAGUAUGGCCCUAUUAUCCUUGUGAACGUUGCCAGUGCCAACCUCAUAGAGCAGGUGUUGAGGCAGGAGGGCAGACAUCCAGUGCGCACGGACAUGCCCCACUGGAGGACCUACAGAGAGCUCAGGAACCAGGCCUAUGGACCCCUGACAGAAAUGGGUGCAAAGUGGCUGCGCAUCCGCAGCAUCCUGAAUCCUCGCAUGUUGAAGCCCAAACACGUCUCGUCCUAUGCCAACACCAUCAACCAGGUGGUGUCAGACUUCAUCGAGAGGGUGGCCUGGCUGAGGGAAACCAGUGGGCAGGGAGUGAUGGUCAAUGACCUGACUGGAGAGCUCUACAAAUUUGCUUUUGAAGGGAUCUGUUCGGUGUUGUUCGAGAGCCGUAUGGGCUGCAUGAACAAAGAAGUGCCCGAGGAAACACAGCAGUUCAUCUUCACGGUGGGGGAAAUGUUCCGCCUCUCCCCAAUCCUCAUCCUCUUCCCUAAAUCCACCUGGCCCUACCUGCCCGUCUGGAAAAGGUUUGUGGCAGCGUGGGAUUAUCUCUUCAAAGUGGCUGAAGAGUUGGUUCAUAACAAAAUGAAGGAGAUUGAGGAGAAGGUAGACCUGGACCAGAAUGUGGAGGGAGCGUACCUCACACACCUGCUGCUCAGUAAUCAGAUGACGGUCACUGAGAUCCUGGGCAGCAUCACUGAACUCCUGCUGGCAGGAGUCGACACAACCUCCAACACUAUCUCUUGGUGUUUGUACCAUAUGGCCAAGGAGCCAGAAAUCCAAGAAAAGUUAUACCAGGAGGUUAUAAGUGUUUGCCCCGGAGAUAAGGUGCCAGUCAGUGAUGACAUUUCUCAGAUGCCAUACCUGAAGGCUAUCAUCAGAGAGACGCUACGGUUGUAUCCAGUGGUACCAGGGAACGCACGAGUCUCUGUUGAAAAUGAGGUUCUGGUCGGAGAUUAUCUCUUCCCCAAACAUACCCUGUUCCACCUCUGCCAUUACGCUGCAUCCUACGAUGAGAACAUUUUCACUGACCCCCACACCUUUGUGCCUGAGCGCUGGCUGAGAGGAGUGGAGGAGUCCAAGUCCAAGCAGCACCCGUUUGGGUCAGUUCCGUUUGGCUUUGGGAUCCGGGCGUGUCUGGGCAGACGGUUGGCAGAGCUGGAGAUGUAUCUCCUUAUGUCCAGGUUGAUUAAAACCUACGAGGUGAGGCCGGAUCCUGCUGGAACAGAAAUCAAGCCAAUCACCAGAACCCUGCUCUGCCCUGCUACACCCAUCAACCUGCAGUUUCUGGACAGAAGAGGGGAGAAGGAGGAGCCGAGGGAAGCAACCAGAGUCUCCCUGUGAGCCGUUUUAGUAUUCACACUGUGAUGUCUGCCUGUCACCAAGCACUUGUUUAUAACACAUUCACUUCAUGAGGACUGGCUGGAAUGUGACCUCAGCUGAAACAUGCAAAACACAGACUGAUUGAAAAUGUGAAAAGGUUGUACAGAAGGAGUUUUAUUUUAUACAACUUGAUGUCCUUUUGUUCUCAUCUUUUGCUUGGCUCCUAGCAUUUCAUGAAGCAGAUUGUCUCUGUGGUCUUUCAGUGUUUUUAAUGUGACUCAAACAGGAGACAUGAGGAGGUUUUAAGCUGCUGAAUUGGAAUGAGUCAAAUUUAACUACACCGCUAGCUCACUGAAGAAACAUUUUUUAGACAACAGUGAGCUCUAGUGGAAUAAGAUAUCAUGAUUUGGAUAAAAGGACAGAAGUGGUUUUCUUUGUGGUAUCGGUUUAAAACGAGAAAAAAUACAGAAUGUAACUGGCUUUAUCCUUUAAAGUAUGCCGCUAUACUCGGUCCUACAACCAUAUUUACCAGGCGGCCAUGUUGCUAGAAAUAGAUCCAGUAUGUUUUACCUAGCUCUUAUAUAAAUGUAUUCGUCGUAUCCAUUAAUCUCAAAUGUAAGUGUGUGUUGUUGGCUAAUGUUAGCUGUGUUUUUAACUCAGACUAUGGCCAUAUGGCUCUCUGGAUUUUCAUCAUCCAUUGUCUGUGUAGUUUCUUAUCAAUUGGGCGGCUUUAAAAUGAAAACAGUCGAUCAGAUUUGCGAUGUUUGCAUGACUCAAACCUGAGACGUAACAGUAAGACACAAAGAGUAAAGUCUCUGACCUGCUCUCUUGUAAAGUGACUUGAGACAACAUCUGUUAUGAAUUGGCGCUAUACAAAUAAAGAUCAAUUGAUUGCUUGACA